Mucor mucedo is the source of this 2015-nucleotide messenger RNA. RefSeq lists its product as uncharacterized. Gene Ontology annotation, molecular function: cysteine-type endopeptidase activity; cysteine-type deubiquitinase activity. The transcript is spliced from 10 exons. The coding region runs from base 140 to 1846 and encodes 568 amino acids. The record is from RefSeq and is a predicted model, not a curated record. NCBI's taxonomy places the organism in Eukaryota, Fungi, Mucoromycota, Mucoromycetes, Mucorales, Mucoraceae. Gene Ontology annotation, cellular component: nucleus; cytosol. Gene Ontology annotation, biological process: protein deubiquitination.
UUUUUUUUUAAAUUUUUCCCUCUUUUACUCUUUCUCUCUCUCUCCGCCCCACAUACACACACACAGAUUUUUUUUUUUUUUUUAUAAAUAGUUCCUUAGAGACCUUUUUAUUUAUUUAUACAGUAGUUGAGGGAGAAGAAUGACAUCGAGAUAUCACUUGCCCACUAUUGCUGCUGUUGCAGGCAUUGCCUUGGCUGCUUCCAGUUAUGUAUUGACCAACAAUAGUUAUGAAUCGAAAAAGAGAAAAAGAAGAGUUAGGUCCAAAAUACAAAGAGAACGUGAUGGACAGUUUAUUUUAGGUCUUGUGAAUGUACAAAACUAUUGCUUUGUCAAUUCGGUUUUACAAGCUUUUGCUACUUUAGCUAGCUUACGUUCUUAUCUGGCUGAACGCGUUGAUGAACAAGGAGAUGAAUCUGCACCUCAAGUACCUCAGAAUGAGUUUAUUUUACAGUCUGUUGCGUGUGCACUGUAUGCUACGAUUGAAAUGUUGAAUCGACCUUUACCGAGACCAAGAUCCAUCACACCUACAGAUUUUUUGAAUGCGCUGGAAAGGAAAUCAGGCGGAACGAUCAAUCGUGAUCAACAAGAUGCUCAUGAAUUAUUCCAAAUUAUAUCCAGUGUAUUAACCUCAGAGGAAGAAAUUCAAUAUCGUGAGAAUGCCACUUCUUUAUUAGACGCUGCCACGAUCCGAGGCUUUACAGUGGGAGAAAAUGAUGCAAAUGACAAUUUUGAAACUUCGUCGGUAUCUUCGUUUGGAACUUCGGCUUCCAUGUGGAGCUCAUUUUCCGUUUGUACCGUUGGCGGAAAUUUACGUCCGAGACGCCGUAGCCCCAAAAAUCCUUUUACAGGUUUAGCUGCAUCCAAAAUCAGCUGUGUCAAUUGUGGAUACACCGCACCUAUUCGACAUCACACCUUUGAUAAUAUCUCAUUGACGGUGCCUCAAGUGUCGAGUUGUUCUUUAGAGAGUUGUAUCAAGACAUACACAAAAGUUGAUAUUUUGACCGAUUUCCAAUGUCGAAAGUGUACAUUAAUCACCACGUUGCAAACCAUGACGCAAGAACUGGAAUCUGUUUCAGGUAAGGACGAAGAAAGAGCGCAGGUCUUGAUGCGAGAUAUCGGAAGAAUUAAGGAUGCCUUACAGUCGAAUGUGGAAGCCGUCUUGUAUGGGGUUCCCUUAGUAAGCCCUAGACAAGCACCAUGUACUACGAAACAAACCAUGUUUGCUAAUCCACCUAAAUCACUCUGUCUUCACCUUUCUCGAUCUAUAUACCAUCCAUCUGGUAUAAUUCAAAAGAACCAUUGUCAGGUUGAAUUUUCAGAAUAUUUGGAUUUAGCCCCUUAUACAACCAACGGCUACAUGAACACGACGGAUCCUUCUGCCUCCCUGAGUUCACCCCCACCUACACCCAUUUUACCGCAUACACGUACAAGUCGAGCGAGUCUAGUGUAUCUUCGUAACAUGACCAAUGGACAUCGAUUUACACAUCAUCAACACAGUGCUUCUGCCCCAGAUGGAUUAAACGUGGCCCUGUUAUCGAGUAAAGAAGAUCGUACCGUUCAAAACGCAUUACCUUCACUCUCGGUGGUGGUUCCCGUCUCUCGCUCCAUUGGAUAUAAAUUAUGUGCGGUCAUUGUUCAUAUGGGCAAUCAUAAUUCGGGUCAUUUUAUCACUUAUCGUCGAAAGAAGUUACCUACCGGACAUGAAGUUCGUAGUCCUUUAAAUGACAAUCAACCCAAACCUCCUACCAUGUUUUGGAGAUGCAGUGAUGAAGUGAUUGAAGAAGUGGAUUUAGAUACCGUAUUGAAAAGUGAAGCUUACAUGUUAUUUUAUGAACGUGAUGUUUAAAAAUCUUUUUUUUUUUUACCCUUCUGUUUUUUUUGUAUACUAAUCCGUCCCCAUACACACACACACACACCUCCUUUUUUUUUCUCUCUUAAAACCCUUACUUUUUUUUUCAAAAAAAAAACAUGUAAUAAAAUAUAGGAGUUCCGCCCCCCCCCCCCCUUUUUUUAUA